This is a messenger RNA of Paramecium sonneborni, 680 nucleotides long. NCBI's taxonomy places the organism in Eukaryota, Ciliophora, Oligohymenophorea, Peniculida, Parameciidae. The record is from the annotation of a GenBank genome assembly.
AUGCAAGACACAUACACAUAUUAGGUAUUGUCUAAAAAUAUUGUUAGAUUCUGAGAAAAUGCAAUGGUAAAGUUAUUAUGUAAAUUGAUGAACACCUAUUAGAGAUAAUAAAUGCUCAUCUUACUAUUAAACCUCAAUAAUAAUAAACAGAAGUACCAUAUUCAAUAAAAAAAUAACACAAUUUCUAACGUAGAAUUGUACCUUUCUUUAUGAACUAAUUUAUGCACUGGGCAGAUGAAAUGGGAUAUAAACAAGUUGAUGGUUAUUUAAGAGCAAUCCAUAAAAAAAAGACUUCGAAACAAUAAAAGUUUGAGUUAGGAGACUUGAAAAAACUAUUUGGAGGAAUCAAUCCUAGAACAAAGAUCAUAUAAUUAGAAACAUAACACAAAUGGAUUGAAUUCCUAGGAACAUAAGCUGAAAUUUGUGUGCUUAUUAAUAAUAAGAUUAAAGAUUAGACCACAAAAUAGAUGUACAUCUAAGCUAUAGAACAAUUAAAGGAAUAGCUGCAUAAGGAAUAGCCUUAUGACAAAUUUUUAAGUCUAUCAAAAAAAGAUGAACUUAGAGAAGACUCUAUAAAGGAAGAAUAUUCAAGUGGUGAAGUUCGUACUGAUGAGUAUGCACCCACUUAUUAUUAAGAUCCAUAUACUUAUUUAAGUUGUGCUUACAAUAACGAAUUUUGA